AUGCGAAAUAUUGUGUUUUUUUGGAUAGCGGUUGUAGUUGCAGCAUUUGCCAUUGACACAUUGCAAACCACUGCCCGAAAAGGUCAACUGUUCGUUUAUACAUUACAUUCGGCCUCCUUCUUUUCUGCCACAGUGGAUGACAGGAUGAAACUUAUUUGCUUGAACAAAAUGCAAGCUUUAGUGGACGUGAAGUGGUCGGCCACUUUGAGAAACCGUCCCGCUCUUCCUUCCUGGCUUCAUCUCGUGCCUUCUCGCCACAAAGCUUUGGCUUAUCUUGUUGGUAUGAUUUGUUAA
Cooperia oncophora is the source of this 294-nucleotide messenger RNA. The record is from the annotation of a GenBank genome assembly. Lineage: Eukaryota; Metazoa; Nematoda; Chromadorea; Rhabditida; Trichostrongylidae.